AUGGGAGAAACUGACACGGAAUCAAUGGAGAGGGAAAAAUUGUGGGAUGCCCGUCGACCGACUAUGAACCGUUGGUGGGAAACAGCCGUAGAUGAAAACGACCUGGUGCAGGAAACCAUGGCCUCUUCGCCGGAGGCCCAACAAGCUGCGCGACUAUGGGUUGAACAGAAUGUGCGGAAAACCCCGCAAACAGUCGACAAACGUAAACAGUUUUUCGUCAAGAAAAACUCACCGCGGAAAACCGUAAGUUUAAGUGACCCGUUGUACAUGAACUCGGAUACCAACGAAAAUUGGCUGAUGUAG
Cinara cedri is the source of this 303-nucleotide messenger RNA. NCBI's taxonomy places the organism in Eukaryota, Metazoa, Arthropoda, Insecta, Hemiptera, Aphididae. The record is from the annotation of a GenBank genome assembly.